This is a messenger RNA of Daphnia magna, 590 nucleotides long. RefSeq names its product glycine-rich protein 23. The coding region runs from base 149 to 511 and encodes 120 amino acids. The transcript is spliced from 4 exons. Lineage: Eukaryota; Metazoa; Arthropoda; Branchiopoda; Diplostraca; Daphniidae. The record is from RefSeq and is a predicted model, not a curated record.
UCCGUCAGGGUAAACAUAUUUGAAAUCGUGCUAAGAACUAGGUCAGAUUACCUUGGACUAGUGUUUUAUACCUAAUCUACGGGCAUUUCUUUUGUGUAUAAAAGCAUCACAUCUUGUCGCUAAAGAACAGUAUCCAACAGCCUCUAAAAUGAACAAGGUAUUGAUCACCCUCGCACUUCUUAUUGCCGUUACCGUGGCCGUGCCACAAGGAAGAUUCUUCGGCGGCGGCUUGUUCGGACGUCCAGUUGUCGGACUCCGUCCCAUUGGUGGUGGUUUCGGUGGACUAGGUGGACUAGGUGGAUUUGGUGGAUUUGGCGGCAGUGGAUCCGGUGCCGGUGCUGGAACAGGAUCAGCUGGUCCUGGAGGAGUUACAGCCUCAGGAGUUGGCAUUUCUAGCGCUCAGAACGGUGGAUUCGGCACUGGCAGCGGAACCGGAACCGCCGGCUCAAACUUCUUCACUGGACAGAACUUCGCUACUGGCGAUGGUAGCGGCCAAAGCUUCGGCAAAUAAUUUAUUUCGAUUGUGACCAACCGUUUGCAUACAACUAUAAAAACCAUGUAGAAAAACAAUAAAUAUUUACUUUAUUCAA